Molecule: messenger RNA, 780 nt
Organism: Nerophis lumbriciformis (worm pipefish)
Lineage: Eukaryota; Metazoa; Chordata; Actinopteri; Syngnathiformes; Syngnathidae
Gene: mrps28
Product: mitochondrial ribosomal protein S28
Cellular component (GO): mitochondrial small ribosomal subunit
Source: RefSeq, a predicted model, not a curated record
UUCAAAGACAGAUAGUAGUAGAAGUGUUUAAGCUAUCCCACCGAGGACCUGCGGGGGGCAGCAGUGCACCUAAGAAGUCUACUUCCGCCGGCCACCGGAAGAAGAAGAAGAAGAAGAAGAAGAGAGGCAAGAUGGCGUUGCUAUGGAGGACGAGGCCAGUUGCGCUGCUGUCCUGCCCGCUCAGAACCUUCUGCUCCGCGACUUCAGGCAGCCAGCAGGCCGACAAGGACAAGCCAAAGUCGGGCUUCGCCGCCGCCUUCAGCUCGCCGUCGAAGGCUCCAGAGGUCAGCUUCGCCGCGCUGCUGCGUGCCAGCCCGCUGAUGCAGAUGGGAGAUGCCCGGGACAAGAUGGCGGUGGGCACGGUCUACCACGUGGUCGGCGACCACCUCUACGUGGACUUUGGCGCCAAAAUGCACUGCGUGUGUCGGCGGCCCGCACACGCACGCGCACACAGUCUGACGCGCGGCAGCACUGUCCGCCUGAGGCUGCACGACCUGGAAGUGACGUCACGCUUCCUGGGCGGGACCACAGACACUACCUUGUUGGAGGCGCAGGCCGUCAUCAUCUCCCCUAAGGACGCGGGAGACCCCUCCCUCGACCGUGACGUCACUCAGUAGACUGCCGUCUGCACCGUGACGUCACCCUGUAGACUGCGUCUGGACAGUAUGAAACCUCAUUAAAGUACACUUUUUCUGUUAUUUAGUGUGUGAAACCUCAUUAAAGUACACUUUUUGUAUUAUUUAGUGUGUGAAACCUCAUUAAAGUAUACUUUUUGUGUUA